Molecule: messenger RNA, 483 nt
Organism: Candidula unifasciata
Lineage: Eukaryota; Metazoa; Mollusca; Gastropoda; Stylommatophora; Geomitridae
Source: the annotation of a GenBank genome assembly
AUGACGAAUCCCAAAGGUUAUCGCCGCGGCACGCGGUACAUGUUCUCUCGCAAAUUCAGAACGAAAGGUGUCACUAAGCUGUCACGUUAUAUGGCAAUCUACAAACGUGGAGAUAUAGUCGACAUCAAGGGUGACGGUGCCAUUCAAAAAGGUAUGCCACACAAGUUCUACCACGGAAAGACAGGCCGGAUCUUUAAUGUGACCCCUCAUGCUGUUGGUGUUGAGGUCAACAAACAAGUUGGCAACCGCAUCAUCCCUAAGAAAAUCAAUGUGAGGAUUGAACACAUUAAGCAGAGCAACUGCCGUCUAGACUUCCUGAAACGUGUCAAGAGAAACGAAGCUCUGAAAAGAGAGGCAAAGGAGAAGGGUGUCAAGGCAUCUACCAAAAGAGUGCCUGCACAGCCAAGAAAAGCCCACUUUGUGAGCACAAAGCUUAUCAAGCCUGAGUUUCUCGCACCAAUUCCGUACGAAAUUAUUGCCUAA